Messenger RNA from Oncorhynchus tshawytscha (Chinook salmon), 4547 nucleotides. RefSeq names its product niban apoptosis regulator 2a (gene niban2a). Lineage: Eukaryota; Metazoa; Chordata; Actinopteri; Salmoniformes; Salmonidae. The record is from RefSeq and is a predicted model, not a curated record. Bases 313 to 3072 code for a protein of 919 amino acids. The transcript is spliced from 14 exons.
GGGCGUGUCUUGUCAGAAUGAACGAGCCCACUCUGAUGUUACAUUUAGUCCAGACGAGGUACAACACUAAACGCUCUUCCACAACUUUCUGUCGACUCAGGUUUUCUGGAGGAUAAGCGACCAACUUGCGUUUAAACAUUGAAUGUGGGGUCGUUUCGGGGGAGGGGAAAGUGUUACGCAGUAGGCUAGUGUUUUUCUUUAUCACCCAGUUUCAGAUAUUGUCCUUGAUAUUGGCCAACGCGCCUCUCUUGCCCCUUCUCUUGGGGUCGCGUUCGUCGGGGAUUGUUGUUAGUUCACCAAGGGGGUGUAGCCAUGGGGGAUGUUAUUUCCACUCACCUGGACGAGGGCAAGCGAGAGAUGAUUACAGCUCGUGCCAGGCAGGUGAUGGGGGAGUUUGGCCAUGUGUACAAGGAGCAGUAUGCUGUGGCCCUCUUUAACAGUGUCCGCUUUGAGAUCGAGGGGGGAGGAGGGCCCCAGUCACAGCUCCUGCACCGCAAGAAUCCUCUAGAAGACCACUCUAUCUUCUCUGGGGGUCUGUUCCAGUACUUGGAGGGGAACAAGAAAUGGAGAAACCGCUUUGUCUUCGUGGCCGACACAUAUGACGUUAGCUUCUACGAGAACAAAGUGGCUCACGAGAGGGGCUUGCACCCUAAAGGAACCAUCAACUGUGCUGGAUACAAAGCUCUGACCUCCAUGGAAGAGUACCUGGAUCUGGUCAGCACCAGCCUGCCAGGUGUAAAGGCUAAGGUGGGCAGUGGUCCAUUUGUCAAGGGUGCCACCCAGUUCCCCCUGAUCCUGUGGCACCCGUACGCCCGCCACCACUACUUCUGUGUGCUGACUGAGAAGGAGCAGACGAAGUGGCAUGCUGUGCUCCAGGACUGUGUCAGGCACAGCAACAAUGGUCUGUCAGAGGAGUGCAGGGUGCAGACCCCCGCCUUCACAGAUGCAGUGCGGCUCCACAGGCAGGCUCAGGGACACUACGGCACCUGGGACAUGAUGUGUGGAGGGCCACCACAGAUCCUAGCCAACUUAGUGAUGGAGACCCUCUACCCAGAGCUGAGGAAUCUGAUCGGUCCCCGUCUGAAGGGGAAGAUAAAACAGAGACAGAGGAACUGGAUGCUGAUCUCUGAGGCGGUGUAUAAGCAGGUGUUGUCUCAGACCCAGGCCCAAUACGAGGCUCUCGUCCAGGCCUGUGAGGUAGAGACGCCCCGUCUAGACGCCGCUCUACGCACAGACAUGGACCAGAUUAUCACCUCCAAGGAACACGUCAGCGGCAAGAUCCGCGCUCUGGUGUUGCCCAGGGCAGAGCAGCUCCUUCGGCGCAGCGUCCAGCCCUACGUCAGCUCCAUCCUGGAAGCCUUGAUGGAGCCCACCAGCAGAGGCUUCUCCGAGGUCCGAGACGUCUUCUUCAGAGAGCUGGUGGAGGUCAGCAAGAACACGCUCAACGGAGGGGGCAAGGACAAACUGGGGGAGCACAUGGAGAAGAUCUCUAUGCUGGCAUUCCACCCGGUGAAGAUGCAGAGCUGCUAUGAGAAGGUGGAGCAGCUGAGUCUGGAAGGGCUGCAGCAGAGAUUUGAUGUGUCCAGCCCCUCCGUGUUCGUCCAGAGGGCUCAGAUCCUCAUGAGAGAGCAAAUGGACAACGCUGUGUACACGUUCGAACAGCUGCUGCACCAGAGUCUGGAGGAAAAGGACCAGAGAGGAGAGAACCUGUGUAAGACCAUCCAAUGCUGCCAGGACAGAGUUCUUAAGAAAUAUGACUAUGACAGUAGCACGGUGCGUAAGAAGUUCUUCAGAGAGGCCCUGCUACAGAUCAUCAUCCCCUACAUGCUGAAGCAGCUGGCUCCCUCCUGCCAUCCGGACCUCCCUCCCUUCCAGGAGCUGAUCUUUGAGGACUUCUCCCGGUUCAUCCUGGUGGAGAACAUGUUUGAAGAGGUGGUGCUGCAGUCUGUCACCAAGGACAUCAUGAUGGCUGUGAAAGAGGCGGCAGUCCAGAAGAGACACAACCUGUACAGAGACAGCAUGAUCCUGACCAACAGCGACCCCGACCUCCACCUGCUGGGGGAGAGCCCCUCGGUAGACUGGGCCGCCCAGUUCGGUGGCGGGGAUGAGGAGUCUGACGAGUCCCCGGAAGGAUGUGGCCGGUCCAAAUGGCGGCGCAGGCAAGUGGUCUCCAUGAUCAAGCUGGACGGGAUGGGCCCGCUGCCCUACGAGUCGUGCUUGGAGGUGCCGGGGGUGGAUUUCAUCCCCGAGGAGGGGGAGAUGGAGGAGGGGGUGGAUUUCAUCCCCGAGGAAGAGGAAGAAGAGGAGGAGGAGGGAGCGACCCCCAUGGAACCAGAGCCAAAUUCCCCAGACAACGUGCAGGAGAUCCGUUACCUCAUCAAUCCGGUGGUGGAGAUGGUUGUCCCGGCCUCAGAGGAGGACUUGGCUGUUCUCACCAAUGGGACAGAGCCGGGGAUGCUGACGCUAGAGGGCGAAGAGGAGGAGGUGACGCUCAUCACCACCGUGGUGGAGGAGGUGCACAGGAAGUCACUGCAGUGGAAAAGUGCCCCACAGGAAGUGAGCAAGCAGCUGAUAGAAAGAGGUCCAGACCAGAAAGCUGAGGGGGAGCUUCAGGAAAAAGGGGAGGCAGCUUUUGAGGGCAAGGUAGAGGGCAUCAAGGAUGCCUUACAGGAAAUGGCGAUAAUGAUACAUGAGGAGAGGCAGGACCAGGUGGAGGCAGCCAUCGAGGGAGAAGAUGAGGCUAUCGAGAAUGCCAUACAGGAAAUAGAGAUGGCGGUACAGGAAGAGGACGAAGACAGGAUAACGGAGUGUGCCGUAGACUCUGACGCUGAGCUGGCCCCACCAUUGGCUGACUCCAGCCCCCGGCACCACGAUGACAGCGGCUUCCAGUCACUGACCAAUGAGGCCUUGGAUGAGGGCGAAGCUCAGCCAAUGAAGGAUGUUCUGAAAACAGAGGACUCUCUAACCGAUCCAGGUGAGGUUGAGGUGAUUGUGGAACAGGGAAACGCUGCACUUCACGACAACUCUGAGACCGGGGAGGACUCCGAAACUGAAAUUUUAUAUGACAUUUGAAUGGGAAGACAAGGGAGAAUAUUUCUUUUUUUUUUACCUCAUUCUCAUCUCCAGCACAAUACCAGUGUCAACAUACCAGAUGAUGUCAUCAAAAGUGACGUGGGGAGCAAGAAAAUUACCCUCCCUUCGGCUAGAAUCUUAUUGGAGGUUUUGAAAAUCCUUUUUCUGACUUUGAAUCUUACCCUGUGCUGUCACAGAUCAUAGAAAGGCAGCGUUUUCACAUGUAGACACUGGUAUGGUUCUAGAGAUGACGAAUAUGAGGUGGAAAAGUUACUUUACACUACAGAUGCCCAUGUGUAAGGGCCUUCAGGAUAUGUUCACAGAGAUGCAUGGCAGGAUAGAUGUGGAACACUUUAUGGUGCAUGGGUACACACUCACUGGUCAUUGCAUGACCUCUUACUGAGCACUAGGAGGCACUGUAAGCUGGCUUUUGACACAAACGGCUCUGUUUUACCUCUGUCAUGCCAUCUUACUGUAAUGGGCAUUGUCGAAAACAUAUCAUUAUAGAGAUUCAUCUGUCAUUGCAUUCAGGGCCUGGGAGCUCUGCUUUUUAACACGUUUUAACAAUGACUUGGCACACUAGUGUAUAAAAUCAGCCAGAGUGAUUUUGUCUUGAAAUAAGUUUAAGCCUCGUUUUUGAACCAUUUAAUUGUAAAUUUUCACAAGCAGCCUUCUGGUAUCUUUUCACAGUGCAUGACAAGGUUACUUCCUACUUUUCUGUCUGCUUCCAGUUGACUAACACAGUCACUAGUGUUAUCAUAGAUGCUUGAGGUCCUGCGUCAGCCACAGUGCCACUGCCAUGAGCACGUUUAGUUAUUACUAAAGGGACUUGCUCUGCUGAUAUCUUGUCUUGACUGUGACGCAUCAGAAUCUCUCGUCUGCGUGUGGGAGUGUGUUGUGUAGAUGGUUGACAGCACGCUAUGUACCUUGUCAUGAAGAGGCCUCUGUCAGUCUAAAUAAAAUGAAAAAUGAAGUUGGCUUUGAGUGCAGAUCCAUCACACCUUACUCUUUGUCCACAGUCUCCUCCGGCCCCACCAAGGGAAUAAACCAAGUCUAUAUUUGUUUAUUUUCCCCACUCUUCAAAAUGAGGGAAAUAUGAUUUUCUAUCCAUGCUAUGUUUAUGGCCACUGUAUAUAUUUGUUCUUAACCAGGCUGAGUUUGUAAUCUUGGGGAAAAUAGGUCCAUGUAUCUCCGUGACUUAGAAGGAUAGUUCACUCUGAACUACUCCUUUAAGAUGGAGUCCUUCUGUUUCCUUCCUCUAUUUAUGACAAAUACUCUGUAUGGUGCCCAAUGCUUUAUCCUCGGCUAUAGUCUUCAUUUUGUGUAAAGCCCUACGCAAGAGCUUUUUAUUGAUUAGUAAAUAUAUUGAUUUGAUAUGUUUUUUUUUUCUAUUUCUCAUCUAUCUCGACUAAAAUGGUAAACUGUUUAACCCAAUUAAGUACUUAAAAAAAUCUAAUUAAAUAUGUUAAAAGGUU